AUGAGCAAGAACAAAUAUCAUCACCUGCUUACAUACUGGCUUCGCAUCCACAUGGCCAAUCACGAAGCUAUCUUCAACACACUCAAACUGAUCAAGUACCGCCAACCAUCAAUCGACAACUUUGCAAAGUCCCUAGCAGACUACAACCCUCUUCUUGACGAAUACUCUCAGCCUGUGACAUUCAACUCGAUCGGUCUGUUGUGUCGCCAUGUCAAUGACCUUGCCCUGUUCCAAAGAGUCUACACUGCGUUCGAGCCAAUGUUUCAACUGACCAAGUCUUGUAAUCGCGACACACAAGUAUCAUUGGUCGACGAGGCUUGUUUCUCGGGCAGCAUCGACAUUGCCAAGUUCCUCGUGAGCAAGGGCUUUCAUAUGGAGUCGGCUUACCACGCAUUGGGCGCCGCCGUUGACAAGGGCAACCUUGAACUGGUCAAGUACAUAUUGGAGAUCAGUCCUGUUCAGAGCGACUACACAAUGACUCGAACAGCAAUAUGCAACGCAUUCAACCAAGCAUUGCUAACGAACAACAUGGAGAUUGCAAAGUAUCUUGAGCCCGACUUGCAAGGCACCAAGCUCAGCAUGUUGACCUUGACCCAGCUGUUGGACAAGAAUCUGGACGCGAUGGUCGACUAUGUGUUUAGAUGCAAGAUGGUACAGACGCCCAACUCACCCGUCAACGUAUAUCAAUACCCUAUCAAACGGAACAACUUCGAGCAACUCAAUCAAUUCAUUGAAUACUUCAACUUCCCUGUGGAGCUAUACGACAUGACUGUGGCGGUCGGUGUGAAGGGAGGCAUUGAAAUGGUAAAGUUUGUGUACCGCAUGCUCAGGCCACUGGGCCAUACUCCGAUCAAUGGUGUGCUGACUCAUGCGGCGAGUGGUGGAGACAUGGACAUACUCAGAUAUCUGGUAGAAGAGUUGAAGGUGGCAGUGGACAAGGAGGCACUAGACAGCGCAGCAAAGACAGGCAACAUCCAAGUGUUUAGCUACCUGUUGGAGAAUUCUAGCAAUCAAUGUCGUUGUUCACCAAAUGUGUUUGAUCAGCUGGCUGCCAAUGGUGACCUGGAGAUCAUACGCCUGCUCCAUACUCAGCGAUCAGGUGUUCAAACAUGUUCAGCCAAUGCUUUGACUGAGGCUGCGUCAAAAGGACACCUCGAGGUUGUCAAGUUCCUAAGUAUGAAUAGGACAGAAGGCAUGGAACUACAUACUGCGGCAUGGUGUGUUGCAGCUGGCCGCAUACAAGUGCUCGAGUUCCUGCUUGCACACAACCGAGCUGAUAUCAACUUCAAGUCUGUUGAGGUUGUCAACAAUGCAUGUCGCAAUGGAAAUGUGCCAUUGAUUCAGAUGCUUCUAAAGGAAGGCUUCGCUGUGGACACUACAGCCAUGGACAUUGCGGCCGCACACAAUCGAUUGAACGUUGUACAGUACCUUCACGCGAAUCGAACUGAGGGCUGUACGACAGCAGCAAUCGACACAGCAUCGAGCAAUGGACAUCUGGAAGUGGUACGCUUCUUGAACACAUACAGGAAGGAGGGCUGCACGUUCAGCGCGAUGGAUGGUGCAGCCAAGAAUGGCCAUCUCGACGUUGUGGAGUACCUACACGAGUCACGCACUGAGGGUGCUUCGUGCAUUGGACUGGACAGGGCAUGUGUCAACAAUCAUCUGGACGUGGUCAAGUUCUUCCUUGAGAAGCGAGAAGAGCGAUGGAGUGACAGUGGAAUGGAGGCCACAGCGUUGAAAGGCAACACCAAGAUGCUUCGAAUGAUGAGGCUUCACAUCAAUCCAACAAUGUUCAUUGAUAGGUCUUCAUUGACAUCACGCUAUCAGACACCUCAGACUCUGCGAUCAAUACUCUGUCUCCAUCAACUGGGUCUGAUCAAAUUGAGUGACUAUGUAAAGGCCUUCACACCUACCAUUGACAGCAAGUACCUACUGCUACAACUUCAAUCACCCAAGAAAAUGGAUAUGGACAAGCUCUUGGACACUGUCCACGCAUUCACCGUAUACCGCUCUGACCAGCCCAAGGAUGACAAGUCAUCCAAGCCCAGCUUUGCAGUCUCACUCAUUGAUAAGGCACAAUCAUUCUUUAGCAGGUCUAACAAAUGA
This is a messenger RNA of Acytostelium subglobosum LB1, 2106 nucleotides long. RefSeq lists its product as hypothetical. Lineage: Eukaryota; Evosea; Eumycetozoa; Acytosteliales; Acytosteliaceae. The record is from RefSeq and is a predicted model, not a curated record. Bases 1 to 2106 code for a protein of 701 amino acids. Gene Ontology annotation, molecular function: protein binding. The transcript has a single exon.